AGGAUCAAUAUUCCGAGGAAAGGUGAAAAAUUCCAGCCAAACUUUCCUUUACCGCCACAGUUAUCCAUCUGCCCCGCGGCGGCUCCAUCAAUUUCCUAUUUCCUUUCUUCGGCUUCUCCGCUGAACUCUUCCGCCGUCGAAGAGGAAGACAAGAAGCGAAGUGAGCACUCUCCUUCCAAGGGAAUUCCCCUCCGGCGCCAGAUAUGAACUCCCUUCUCCCUACCGAUUCUCCCUCCUCCACGCGCCUCCGUGCCGCCGCGGCAGCGACUACUGCUACCAGCGCCACUCUCACUAAUGCUACUCCCGCCGUUUCGUUCUCUCACCGCCAGCUGCCUUGCCUCCUUCUCUCUCGCCCCGCAGGGAGACUCCUUCGCGUUUCUUAUCGUCGGGCGUUGUCGUCCUCUGCCGUUUCCGCGAGCGGGACCUUGAUGGCCUCCGUGAUACCGCCUAAAAAUGGUGUGUAUACAGUUGGUGAUUUUAUGACAAAGAAAGACGAGUUGCGGGUGGUGAAACCGACGACAACUGUGGAUGAAGCACUGGAGACCCUUGUGGAACACAGAAUUACUGGCUUCCCUGUGAUAGAUGAUGAUUGGAAGUUGGUGGGUCUGGUGUCGGAUUAUGACUUACUAGCACUCGACACCAUAUCAGCAGGCCAGAGAGCUGACAGCGGCAUGUUUCCUGAAGUAGACAGCACCUGGAAAACAUUCAAUGAGAUACAAAAGUUACUCAGUAAGACGAACGGGAAACUUGUGGGUGACUUGAUGACACCAGCGCCAAUGGUUGUUCGUGAAACAACUAACAUUGAAGAUGCUGCAAGAUUACUGUUGGAGACGAAGUUCCGUCGUCUUCCAGUUGUAGAUUCUGAAGGGAAACUGGUCGGGAUUAUUACACGAGGAAAUGUGGUCAGAGCUGCCCUGCAAAUAAAGCAUUCCUUUGAAGCAGAUGCAUAGUUUGUCCGUUCUACAAAACACCUAUCUCAUGAAUUUGAAUUAAGCAAGCGGGAAAACUGAUGAACUGAGAUCACAGUUCCAUUUCUGCGAGCUGUUCCAGUCUUCGAAAUCGACGAACCAGAAGCUUUGUAAGAUCGGGAUGAGCUUAGUAGCUUUACUUAUACUGGUUUUUAUGCUUUGUAUCACAUGCAUUAUAUGUACUACUAGUAUGAGUAGGCACUAAUAAAUUCGCCCUAACGUUUUCUCUUGCCAAAAGGAUCAAGGGUGUCAUUGGCUUUAUAUUUCUCCUUUGUCGGACCUUCAUUUCAUUGUAUAAAUCAACGCAUCCACUAAAUUACAGCA
This is a messenger RNA of Linum tenue, 1292 nucleotides long. Lineage: Eukaryota; Viridiplantae; Streptophyta; Magnoliopsida; Malpighiales; Linaceae. The record is from the annotation of a GenBank genome assembly.